Messenger RNA from Westerdykella ornata, 753 nucleotides. RefSeq lists its product as uncharacterized. Bases 1 to 753 code for a protein of 250 amino acids. Lineage: Eukaryota; Fungi; Ascomycota; Dothideomycetes; Pleosporales; Sporormiaceae. The record is from RefSeq and is a predicted model, not a curated record. The transcript has 3 exons.
AUGGAUUUUUCAGAGUCAUUGGACGCAGAGACCCAACAGCAGAUGUUUGAUGCGUUCGCCAAGUGGGCUGACGACAAUCUCGACGCUCAGGUUAUGGAUGGAAAGGUUCAAAAUACGAAAUCAGCGCAGCUUGCGAUCGAGUCUCAAGUGUCGCGGAGCCAAGUUCAGAUUGUGCUCCAUUUUGAUCCAGUCACACCUCCUUACAUUGUCGACUGUAUCGUGGAAUUUUGGGUAGCAAAUACACUUUCUAUUCCCCAGAGGAAACAGGUGACUAUGGCCUUUUGUCCGCCAACCGACGCGAACGAUGCCGAUGUCACGGAUACAAUGACGACAUUGGAUGUCAUCUACAGGGUCUUUAUGGCAAGCUUUCCUUUAGAAGAUGAACUGCUUCGCAACGCCGCUUUGGCGAUGAUGCGCCAUCAGGUUAUCAGGAGAUUUGUCAAACAAGAGGAAUUGCUCAAUACGCUAAAUUUUCUCUAUGAGUCGAGUUCGAAUAAUAUAGUGCGGCAUGCUCUAUUGAAGCGCAUCUUUCUUUCCUCUCUGAUCCUCAGAUCAGAAGAGUUCCUCACUGGAGAUAUGAAGGAACAGUUCGGCAUAUUACUUGGCAGGUGUGGCAGUCUGGCGCAUGAUUAUGUCAUGGGUCUCCAGUAUAGGGUAUACUUGUCAAUGAGGUCUAAGAUGAACAAGGACAAGGGGAAGAACGAUAAGGAUGAAGGAGGUGAAGGAGCGAAGGCCAAAGAAGCAAGAAAAUAA